AUGGCGACAGCAGAAGAGGAAGCGAAAGUAUCUCCCGGCUUCGAGAAGCACUUGGAGCAGAUCGACGUCGAUGAUGACCAAGAUAUCGUGUACGACGACACGGAGCAUGAGCCAGAGUUGCAUUUCCGGACAUGGAUUGCCCUCGCAUCUAUGUUUCUGUAUAACUAUGUCAUCAUCAUUACUCUGCUGUCCCCGCCAACGGUGCUUUCCUACAUCGGAGCUAGUCUCGGCGCGACAGACAUCCAAACAUGGGUGCUGAACUCGCUCACGCUUCCGCAGGCAGUCUUUGCGCCUCUCGUAUCUUCGAUCUCGGACGUUUUCCAGAUUCGUAAGGGGCUCAUGCUUGGGCUGAUUGCGCUAUCGUUCAUUGGUGCCGCCAUCGCACCCGGGUCGCAGAGUAUAUACCGGCUCAUCGGCGCGCAGAUCUUGAUAUCAUUUGGAUUCUCGGCGGCGCCGCUGGGGUAUGCUAUCCCUAGCGAGAUAUUACCCAGGAAAUGGAGGCCCAUGGGACAGGUGUGGAUAAACAUUGCUGCUGGUCUGGCAGCUUGCACAGGACCAUUGAUCGUUGGCGCCCUCACCAAGGCCGACCCGGAGAAUGGUUGGCGGAAGUUGUGGUGGAUUCAGAUGGGCCUCUGGGGGGCCUCUGGAGCGGGUAUCCUUAUUGGAUAUCGACCGCCAAAACGCCAUAGCCGCCUCGACCAUCUGCAAUUUUGGCAGAAGAUACAGCAUCUCGACCUUAUAGGCUAUGGACUCUUCGCCGCUGGGUUAAGUCUCUUCCUCGUUGGGCUCAGCCUUGGUGGUGGAGAGUAUCCCUGGACAAAUGCACGCACACUUGGAACGCUCAUAACCGGCCUGGUCGUUCUGGUGUGUUUCGGCUUGUAUGAGUGGAAAGGCACGUCGACAGGAUUCCUUCAUCAUGACCUAUUCCGAGGUGAACAUGGCAUGGGCCGGACAUUUGCCAUCUGUGUCUGGCUGAUUUUCGCCGAGGCGAUUCUGCUGUUCCCCUACGUUGUCUUCUAUCCAGUCCAGAACUCAACUUUAUUCGAGGAAGAUCCAUUCUUAUUAGCGGCUAGGGAACAACCUUUUUGGCUUGGCUGUCUGUUGUCGACCCCAAUCUGGGGUCUGAUUGGCACCCGUCUCCGGAGGCUCAAAGAGCCCAUGUCAGCGGGUUUCCUGAUUUUCACAGGCGGUAUCGCAGGACUUGCCACAAUCCAGCCAGAUGAUAAUACCAGAACUCUCAUCUUUGCAGCUCUUGCUGGUACUGGCUUUGGGGCGAUCAUUAUCAUGGUCAUUGCUAUGGUGCAAUUUGCUACGCCGCACCACCUCAUUGCAACAGCCACCGCUGUCACGGUAUCAUCCCGAUCUGUAGGGGCGGCCGUAUUCACGGCGAUAUAUGCUGCUGCUUUCUCAGAUCGCCUCAAAGAAAAGCUACCUAGCUACGUUGCCGCAGCGGCUUCGAAGGCAGGUCUUCCACAAGUCUCCUUGCAAGCUUUUGUAGCAGCCUUGGCAGGGCAAGACCAGGCUGCACUGCUCAAGAUCGAGGGUGUAAACCCUGCAAUCAUUUCGGCGGGUGUAGCAGCCGCUAAGCAGGCGAGUGCCGAUUCUGUUAGGGUUGUCUUCAUGAUCGCAGCGCCGUUUGGCAUAGUCGCAGCUAUUUCUUGCUGGUUCACUGCUGAUAUGAGAAAGACGAUGAAUUACAGGGUUGAUGCUCCUGUGGAGAAUUUGACCACGAAGAUACCUGACAGGAAGAGCCAUAACAAUAGCGAUGUUUGA
Molecule: messenger RNA, 1773 nt
Organism: Exophiala aquamarina CBS 119918
Lineage: Eukaryota; Fungi; Ascomycota; Eurotiomycetes; Chaetothyriales; Herpotrichiellaceae
Exons: 5
Coding region: 1-1773 (590 amino acids)
Biological process (GO): transmembrane transport
Molecular function (GO): transmembrane transporter activity
Source: RefSeq, a predicted model, not a curated record